Hyposmocoma kahamanoa is the source of this 2292-nucleotide messenger RNA. RefSeq names its product lachesin-like. The coding region runs from base 322 to 1761 and encodes 479 amino acids. Gene Ontology annotation, cellular component: neuron projection. The record is from RefSeq and is a predicted model, not a curated record. NCBI's taxonomy places the organism in Eukaryota, Metazoa, Arthropoda, Insecta, Lepidoptera, Cosmopterigidae. The transcript is spliced from 9 exons.
UACCCGUGGCUCGCGUUGCGCUCGUUUCGAAUUCGAGCGCUCCUUUAAAAAGUUGUUAAGGAGCUUUUCUCGCCAUCUCCCUCGCGCCCUCACGUGUAGCACCAGCGACCGACGUCGUCGGUGACUGCACCGGAUGCACCUGGACCAUCAUGAGAGUGGUUAAAAUGACUAUAAAAUAAGCUAAACGACAAUAAAUAAUUAAGUAAGAAGAAUUAUUUACACACUAGUGCUAAGCACGGAAUAUUGGGAUGUAUUUGAGACAAUAAGACAUACGCUGUAUGAUAUGACAAUAAGAAGCGAGCGAACGAGAUUUGAUAUCAAAUGUGUCCUGACGUGAAGACGGCGGAGUCAUCGCGGCGCUCUAGGCCCGUUGCCAUGGAAACCGGGGGACUUCCAUUGGUUUCGACCUUCGCUCUCCUCACCAUAGUCGCCGGUCAACUGCAAGGGUCAGGGUACAGCGAGCCGGAACCGGAGUUUCUAUCGCCGCUAGAGAACCUCACCGUCGCACAAGGGCGGGAUAUACAUUUCACAUGCACUGUCAACCACCUCGGCUCCUUUAAGGUGGCGUGGAUAAAAUCGGAUACAAAAACCAUUCUAGCAAUCCACACACGCAUGGUAACUUUGAAUCCACGAUUAUCCGUGACACACAAUGGGCAUAACACGUGGAAACUGUAUAUCAGCAAUGUGGAGCCGAAGGACUCCGGCACCUACAUGUGUCAGAUUAACACGGAUCCUAUGAAAAGUCAGAUGGGUCACCUAUCAGUGGUGAUUCCACCAGACAUCGCUGACGAUACAGGCUCCGAGGCGAGUGCAUUGGAGGGCGGCAGCGUAGAGGUGCGGUGCACUGCGACCGGCGUGCCCGACCCCAUCAUAUCGUGGAAGCGUACUGGUGGCCGCAACAUCGUGUUUCGAAACGAAAGCGGAAAAGAGGUCAAAGUUGUGGACAGCUUCGUGGGGUCUAAUCUGGUGCUGAAGGGACUCCGUCGGUCGGACAUGGGAACGUAUUUGUGCAUAGCAGCUAACGGUGUGCCCCCAACCAAAAGUCGUCGCUACGAAGUGGCGGUGCUUUUCGAGCCCCUGGUCCGCGUGGUCAGCCCAGUGGUACUACGAGCUGUGGACAUGCAAGUGACUCUGCAGUGCUUCGUUGACGCAUCACCCAAGUCGCUCAACACUUGGCAGCACGGCAAGUCACAAGCCGGUGGCAAGCUGCUUAAUGGCUCUAAAUACAUCAUAUCAGAAGAAAUAAUAAGCGAAUACGCCGUUCGCAUGAAUCUGACAAUCACUCGCUUAAAGAAGAGUGAUUUCGGCGAGUACUCUUGUUCGGCCGUCAACGGAUACGGAAAGGCCGAAGGGAUCAUUACUUUGAAAGAAACGCCGCAGCGGACGACCACUACGACCACUACAACCACAGUCACGACUACCACUCCGCGACCAACUACCACUACGUCAACGACCACGAGACCACCGAAGCGGCACCUGAAAAAGCCGCACGAUCGUCAGAACGCCAUAGACUCGGACUUGAGGCAGGCUGAACUCAAUAACGCAUUUAACCUGUACAAUGUGAAUGCGUAUGGCCCUCCCAAUAACACUCACAACGAGUAUGCUCAAAGGACGGAGCGUCAAAAAGUACGCCCAUCGGGCCCUCCACGCCAUGUCGUCAUACCCUACGGAGCAGCUACCUCUCUACGCAUCUCAAAAUACACCCUCGCCCUAGCUCCUCUACUUUCAUUCCCUUUCAAAAUAGCCAAACUUUCUGUAUAAAAGAAUAACCCGAAACAUAUUAUCACAAUAUUUUUUAUUAAAUAGCGGUCUAGGUAGUGAUGAAAACAUGGCUGUAAAAUUUUUGAUUAAGAGUAAAUUUGAGGUUGUUGUAUACAUUUUCGUACACCAGAAUGUUUAAAGUGUAAUGUAGGUAAGGACAUAACGGCAAGUGGAAUAUAAAUUUAGCCUUAAAAUGUAAAUCAAGACAAUAAAAUACGACAAGUUGGAUUUAAGUAAUAAGAUUCACUGUCCUGUUCGAAAUUCCACUUAACAGAAAUUCGUUAAAACGAACACUGCGGUUAUUUAAAAAUAUCAUUAUAAUAUCAUAUCGUUAUAUGAUAAGGGUUUUUAAUAUGGCAAUUUUACUAAAGUUGGACCGAAAUUAUGACUUAUUUACGAUCUCAUACUAAAAUUGAAAUAAUAUGUAUUCAUUGUUCUAAUGGAAAAUCUUUAUCGUUUUAUUGUGAAAUAUUCGCAUUGUAACUAUUUCGGCUUAUAAAAUGUUGUAAAUUUUUACGUAAAGUAUUAAAA